This is a messenger RNA of Trypanosoma rangeli, 915 nucleotides long. RefSeq lists its product as uncharacterized. The transcript has a single exon. Lineage: Eukaryota; Euglenozoa; Kinetoplastea; Trypanosomatida; Trypanosomatidae. Bases 1 to 915 code for a protein of 304 amino acids. The record is from RefSeq and is a predicted model, not a curated record.
AUGGUUGCCGCUUUCACUGUGGCGCAUAGUUGUGUCCCCCAGAGCUGGGUGCACGCCGUGAACUCGCUAACUGCGCUGCGCGCAGCUGCGGGCCGUCUUUGUGGCGCCACAGAGCAAUGCCCAAUAGGCCUUGAGGUGGAUGUGCGCGUGGCGCCGCACGAUGCAGAGAUGGUGCCUUUGCUGCACCACGACCCAAUCACUGCGGCGGAGGCGUCCACGUGCGUCACCCUCGCCGCCUGGCUAGAGGAGCUGGCAGGCAUUGUGAGGUCGCAUUCAGGGAGAUUGGGCGUUGUGAAACUGGACUUUAAGGAUCCCAGCGCCGCCGUCGCGGUGCAUUCGUUGCUUGCCAAGUCCUUCACGCUGUACAGCGAGUUGAGCGGGAAGUUUUCAUUUUGGUGGAACGCAGAUGUCCUUGCGGCGGGGCAUCUUGGCACGGUAGGGCUGCCUGUGAAUCACCCGUCAUUUACCGCGCUCCCUGAGGCAGAACUCUAUGCAUUGAUUCACGCCUUUGUGUCUCAGCUGGGCGUAGGUCUGUCGUUUGGGUGGAGGCUACCGGAUUCGUUCACGGCGUACUCGGUGACGGAGGUGCUUCGAAUGCGUAAAUUUGUGCGGCACCUCGCGGCGGACGCUGGCGAUGGUGACCUUUCUUUUCGGGAUGUGCGGGUGCGUCCGGCGUGUGUGACGUUUGCCGUGCGGUACUCUGCCGUCUUUGCGACCGGGGCCACUGCGAGGCAAGAGGCUCUCUGGCAAGCCCUUGACAACUUGUUGGGCGAAGCCCAACGCCUAUUCACCACGGCGAAUGACUCCCCGCCGUGUUUUUUGUCCUUCUGGCGGGACAGAGGGGAGCGGCUCACGGACGCGCAGGUUGGCCUCGCCAAGGCACGCUUUCCGGGCUGCACCAUUGACGCGAAUUGA